ACCGGUGCUGAUGGACCUCCCAGAGCGGCCCUCUUCCGGCUUCCUCUCCCUCUGCCGGGCGGUGGCCAGGUCCGUGACGUCACAGAAGGCAGGACCAGCGCCGCUGCCGGGUGCUGGAGGCGCCAUUGGAGCCGGCUUGGCUUGCGAGCUCCACUGAGGAGCUGGAGCUUGGGUCGCUGUUACAACCGCGACCGCUCUUGGUCCCUGGCCUGUCAGCGGCAUGGCGUGCGGGGCGACGUUGAAGCGGCCCAUGGAGUUCGAGGCGGCGCUGCUGAGCCCAGGUUCCCCGAAGCGGCGGCGCUGCGCCCCUCUGCCCGGCCCCACUCCGGGCCUCAGGCCCCCGGACGCCGAGCCGCCGCCGCCGCUGCUCCAGAUGCAGAACCCACCGCCGACUCUGCAGCAGCCCGCCCCUCCCGGCAGCGAGCGGCGCCUUCCAACUCCAGAGCAAAUUUUUCAGAACAUAAAACAAGAAUAUAGUCGUUAUCAAAGGUGGAGACAUUUAGAAGUUGUUCUUAAUCAGAGUGAAGCCUGUGUUGGAAUAAUAUGUGAGCGUCUCUUAAAAGACUAUGAAGAUAAAAUUCGGGAGGAGUAUGAGCAAAUCCUCAAUACCAAACUAGCAGAACAAUAUGAAUCUUUUGUGAAAUUCACACAUGAUCAGAUUAUGCGACGAUAUGGGACAAGGCCCACAAGCUAUGUGUCCUGAAGCUUUCUUGCAUAUCUGGGUACCAGGUUUGACCUCAAGAGAUGGCUGCUGUACACUUUUUGCAACUGGUUUGAUAUCACAUUUCAGCUCCAACUUUGCAUCCUGAGAACACUUAAAUGUUUCUGCAGGUCCAUUUUAUACAACUUGAAAGACCGUAAAACUUUCUGGUUGCCACAAGCAUAUCUUUCUUUUCUGCUCAUCCAAUAAACGGUUGUGCCCUACUGUGAUAGAUUUUCCAAACAUAAUACCUGGAGCAGCAGUUUAGCAAAAUAUGCCCUCAGUGGCACGCAACAAAUGGAGUUUCCCCAAGCACAGUUCUGUAAGAAGUGUGUGUGAGAGUGUGUGUAUAUGUGUGUAUGUGUAUUUUAAGUUAUUAUUUGUAUUGUGCAAAUUUUUUUGAUCUUGGGGAUCCUGGCUGUGAAUUUGAUGCACGACAAAUAUGGUUAAAAACAUUUGCUUGGUCUACAGAGGAUCAUUAAUGUUUUGUGACCAUAGAAGUUGUAACCGUGGGUUGUUUUAUGUGUAGGUAUUACUGUUAAAUACAGGGACUGUAUCCAGGCACAGAAUAUGAAUCAUAAGUUAGGAUGGACAUUACAUGUGAUUAUAAUGAUAUAGCAAAGGUCUGUGGUUCUAAGUCUACAAAUGCACGGUGAGGAAUUAGGACAAACCGGAGACGGGCCAUUUGAUACAAGGACUCUGCCUAGCCGUGUUACACCAAUACUUUGACUCCAAGCCUUAAAAUACCCACAUGGAGUCUGUGCUCACCUCAUUCACACAAAGAGCUCCCUGGACACUGAACCUCUGAAAAGAGAAAGUCUCCCCUGGAGCUGGACCAUCACAUAGGGAGCACGGGGCUGGGCCAGGCCCCAUGGCACUGCUACUUGGGGGGAGCCGCUUCACCUUUCUAUCAGUUAGAUGUAGAUUGGAUUCUUUGGUCCGCUUCCCCCAAAUUCUUUUGAGAGGUGCCCGUGUUCAACUGCUUGAUCUUUGUUUUGGCGACCCCUGCCCGAAAUUGCUUACAGACAGCUCUUCACCUUGUUGCCAGGGCUGAGGAACAGAAAGCAGCCUCUGUUUUGAGGAGGUGGCAGUUAAGUAUACAUUUAUUUUUUACUGUGACUUGUUCAGGACCACAUUUUACAAAAUGCCUUGUUUCAUUUAUUAUUGUUUCUGGAAAGUUCUAAUAAAAUUGUUUUAGUUUGAAUAUAGAAUAGUUUUUUUAAUUAGGGCUUAUUUUGAAAAAUUCUGAGGGUUAAUUCAAAUGUAUGCCAAUACCUUCCAAAGUAAGGUAAUAUUCAGAGACAGUUCUGAUCAGAUGGCUUAGAGAAAUUUCUGGAAUAUUCACAUUGGAAGAUUCCUUGUUAAUGAAUGUCUUUGACUUAAAUCUAACCAAAAACUGCAAUGUUAUUCUUUGUACAUUUUCAUUAUAUAGUGUUAACAAGCUUAGUUGCAAACAAAUAAAAUACUUAAGCUAUUUGUU
Messenger RNA from Hipposideros armiger (great roundleaf bat), 2180 nucleotides. It is a transcript of the gene AKIRIN1, whose product is annotated as akirin 1. NCBI's taxonomy places the organism in Eukaryota, Metazoa, Chordata, Mammalia, Chiroptera, Hipposideridae. The record is from RefSeq and is a predicted model, not a curated record. Gene Ontology annotation, molecular function: transcription coregulator activity. Gene Ontology annotation, cellular component: chromatin; nucleus. The transcript has 5 exons. Gene Ontology annotation, biological process: positive regulation of macrophage chemotaxis; positive regulation of transcription by RNA polymerase II; positive regulation of myoblast differentiation. Bases 221 to 703 code for a protein of 160 amino acids.